This is a messenger RNA of Benincasa hispida (wax gourd), 1355 nucleotides long. RefSeq lists its product as uncharacterized. The record is from RefSeq and is a predicted model, not a curated record. NCBI's taxonomy places the organism in Eukaryota, Viridiplantae, Streptophyta, Magnoliopsida, Cucurbitales, Cucurbitaceae.
AGAAAGCAAUGAAAAGAAAGAAAGAAAGCAAAGCAAAGUAUGAAAAAGAUAGAAAAGAAAAGAAGACUCUUUUUCUUUCUUUAAAUUAAAAUUUCCUACAUUGUUGCUCUGCUUCUCUCUCUGAUACUGAUCUAACUCUCUCUCAACCUCAGUCUUGAACUUGAAUAGUUUUUUUCUCAUCUGAUCUCAACCUUUCAAGACAAUCUGCUGUUGCUAAUUAGACUCUAAGCUUGAAAUUAAAGAGGUUGGCACAGAUCAAAAUGGCACAACAAACAACUAACGUGAGAUUGAAGCUUUUAAUAGACACAGAAAAAAGAAGUGUUCUUUAUGGUGAAGCAGACAAAGAUUUCAUAGAUUUUCUUUUCAAUCUACUUUCACUUCCACUUGGGGCUGUAAUUAGGUUGUUGACUAAACAACACAUGAUUGGUUGCUUGGGAAACCUAUACGAAAGUAUAGAAACAUUAAACGAGACAUGUUUUAUUAAACCAAGGCAAAGCAAAGAAACCCUAUUGAGACCCAAAGUCUCACUCAAUUGUUCCACCAAGCUUUUGCCUUAUAUUAUUGAUCAAACCUCUAGUAGUUCAAUUGGUGAUAAUGCUCCUAAUUCAAGUACUUGGAGUCAUGGUUGUAGUUCAUUUGGAGCUCAUUCAACUACUUUGAGUGAUAGUUGCAGUUUAUUUGGUGCAGCUUCAAGUACUUCGAGUUUUUGUUUCAGUACUAUUCCUCCUAGUUCAUUCAGUCUUGGUUCUCUUAGUUCGGGAUUUAGUUCUAUUGGCUGUUCAAGUACUCCAAUUGAAAGUGGAAGCACGAGGUGCGAAGCAAGUAGUAGCAGUGGUGGUGGUGGAUUAAAAGUGGGAUUUGUGAAGGGAUUGGCAACUUACAUUGUGAUGGAUGAUCUAACUGUGAAGCAUAUUUCUGACUUCUCCAUAGUUUCCCUUUUUAGAAAGUUCAAUAUCAAGGAUGCAUAUACCUUGGAGGAGAAAGUUAUCACUUUGAAUGUUGAUGAGGGAGUGGAAUUACUAAGGGCGGCUCUGCAGUCAAAGAUGGUUCUCACAGAUGUAUUUCUUAGGAGAGAGCGACAAAUUAUUGAUAAUUAUAAUGAUGAUGAAAGACCAUAAUCACUUAAAUUAGUGCAUUGUGUUUUUUGAUCAAUUUGUUUGAACACUCCUUACUCUAUGAGUCUACUCUCUCUUUCAUGUAAGUUUUUUUUUUUUUUUUUUCCUUUUUUAAUAGUUGAAGGAGAACCAAACUACGUAUGGAACUAAACUAUAGACUUCGAAAUUACUCAAAUACUACUAUGACAAUUAUUAUAGUAGUUAAUGUAAUGUUAUCUUAUUAUUAUUGUUAUCAUAUAA